Messenger RNA from Linum trigynum, 1591 nucleotides. NCBI's taxonomy places the organism in Eukaryota, Viridiplantae, Streptophyta, Magnoliopsida, Malpighiales, Linaceae. The record is from the annotation of a GenBank genome assembly.
CGACUCCAGCUGCCGGAACCCACCACCAUCCACGCGCAGUCGACGUUAGUUCUUCGUUUUCACCCACCUGCUUGCUUUCCCCCUUUUCAUUUCAUUUCAUUAGUUAGUUUCGCUUUCCCCUUUUUCCCUCUGUCAAAUCCGCCAUUCAAUUCUUUCUCGUUAUCCCACCUCCGAUUCAGUUUCUCUUCUGUUCAGAGCAAAAAAAAAUAUAUAACCAUGGCGGCCGCAACAGAAAUCAUCACGAGCCAUAACAGAAACGAGCCCGGCUUUCUGGUAGCUACCACCAUAUCCCACCCUUUACCCUCUUUAAUAUCACCUCCCAUCUCUUUGUUCACCUUCAUCUUGUGAUCUCAUCACUUCCCCUCAUUUCCCCCCCAAUUUGAUCUCCUAACCAGAACAGCCAUGCCUCUGCCGUGGAAGAAGCCCAAGGUUUCCGCGAUCUCACGGAUCGUAGCAGAUCUUCCAUCGCCUAAACACGGCCACUCCCUAGUCGUCCAGACCGGUUUCCCCACAUCCCUUGUAGAUCUCUUCUGGAAGAAUCACGACCGGAUUAAGAAGCCCUACUCCAAAUUGAAGAAGAAGCACCACCAUAACCAGAACCAAUUACAGGCCGACGAGAUCGCGAUCAACAAUCCUGCUGCCCACGAGGAUCAAUUGGUGAACGAGCCUGAAACCCAUUUGUGUGAUUUCUUCGAAAGUGAUGAAUUCAGCGGCUCCUCCGUGGUUGAUGAAAUACAGCAGGAGGCUGAAUUUCCUGCGGCUGGGGAAACACAGAGCUGCCACAAGGACAAACACAAAAGAAAGAUGAUGAAGAAGCUGGUGCCCAAGCAGUUGCGCCAUAGAAAGAAGGGGAAACAUAUUGAAUUACUGCAAGAGGACGUGGUGGAUGAGAUUCAGCCUGAUGAAAUUGUUGUGACAGAGUUUAGUGGACGAAGAGAGGGAAGCAAAUUGAAGAGAAGUGGCGGCGAGCCGUUUGGUCAUCAUCGUAAAGGCAAGUUGUUGAUAUUGGAUGUGCUGACUGAACAAGUGAACGAAGAAUGUGAAGUUGGAAUGGAUCAGAGAGUACAUGAUGGAAAGGAGGGAAAAGGGUUAGAUAGUGAACUAUUGGAAGAAGGUAAAUCAGAAACCUUGGUUACGAUUGAGGAACAGAGAGAGAUAAAAAAGAAGAGUAAAUUGAGCUGGUUGGUAAUUCUUCUUGCUGUUCUGGUUGGACUAGCCGGCGGACGAAUUCUGGCGCUUCUGCUGGCGGUGGCUUCGUGUUUGAUGUUGAAGUUGGUCGUUGGAAGACGAAAGAAUCGUGUAAAUGAUAAGGCAUUGAAGGAUUCUUCUGCCUCCUUCUCCAAAUAGGGUCUUCAUUUUUGUGUGAUGAUUUUCCAGUUGUGUUCUUUUUUUUUAACCUUCUGGGCAUCGAUUCCAAUUGGACAUGUUGGAUUCUGAACUGUGGAUCAAUUGAACAUACAUUUACUUGAAUCUUGAUGUUACAGUUCUUUUCCCUGCCAAUUUUACUGUUGUUCUAAACUUAACUUGUCAUCCAUCAGUCACACUCUCAACCUUCUCAAAACCAUAGGAGAAAUAAAUAGUAGGAUGCGAU